Kluyveromyces lactis is the source of this 1347-nucleotide messenger RNA. RefSeq names its product 3'-5'-exodeoxyribonuclease. Gene Ontology annotation, cellular component: cytosol. Lineage: Eukaryota; Fungi; Ascomycota; Saccharomycetes; Saccharomycetales; Saccharomycetaceae. Gene Ontology annotation, molecular function: 3'-5'-DNA exonuclease activity. Bases 1 to 1347 code for a protein of 448 amino acids. The transcript has a single exon. The record is from RefSeq and is a predicted model, not a curated record.
AUGCGCAAGAGGAUAUGCAACUCAUCCCACUUCAGAACGAUAAAAGGACUUCCUGUUUGUUUGGCAUAUUUUCGGUUCAUUAUGGCCAUUGUAUAUCACUGUGAAACAGCUUCUACACUGUAUAUGUCCAGAGCACUUCAGAAGAUGACAGGUUUGAAACAGAUAAGGUACUUUGACAUUGGGUUCAAUAUCUCUGAUCACAUGUUCAAAGGGAAAUACCAUGGCAAGAAGCAGCACGAGACGGAUUUAUCCAAUAUAUUGAACCGUUGUAGAUUGACUAAUGUGGAUAAGCUGCUGAUUACCGGAUCUUCACUGGAAGAAUCGAGACAUUCCAUUAAGCUUUGUAGUGAAUUUGCAACUGAAAAUGGACCAAAGAUGAUGUACACCAUCGGGGUGCAUCCGUGUCAGGUUAACGAAUUCAUGCCCAAACACUCAAAAUCGUACCGGAAAUCAGAUUCAAGCGAGGAUCUUCCGUUUGCAAUUGAAAACCAUCAGUUUACCAAAGCUAGAUUGCACGAAUUGUAUGAUUUGUGGAAACUCCAAGCAAUGACCGAUAACGAGCAUUUCAGGGCCAUUGGUGAAAUUGGGUUGGAUUAUGAUAGAUUCCAUUUCUCGGGACUGGAAAUCCAAAAGUUCUUCUUCCUGGAACAAUUGAAGUUAAGUUGCUUCUUCCCUGAUAAACCGUUGUUCUUACACAUGAGAAGCUGUGCUGAUGAUUUCUUGCACAUCUUGAAAUUAUUCAUCAAUGGUUUCAACGAUGAUAAGGAUUUAUUUGGCUAUAAAUCGUGGAUCGAUCCAAGCGUACCAGAUUCACCAAUAUUGAAUACAGACGGCUCUGUAACUUAUAAGUUCAGUGCUGCGAGGAAAUUUGUCGUUCACUCUUUCACAGGAUCAGUACAAGAUAUGGAAAUAUUACUGGAUUGCUCCCAAAAUUGCUAUUUCAGCGUCAACGGCUGUUCAAUGAGAUCUGAGGAGAGCAUUGAAAUGAUUAAAUCACUUCCUGUUGAUAAAUUACUACUGGAAACAGACGCACCAUGGUGCGACGUGAGAAGGACACAUGCUUCAUACAGAUUUUUGAAUCAAGAUGCAGAUCCCAAAAUCGAAAAUUGUUGGGAUCAUGGAUUAUCUGCUGCAUACCCCACACUAGACCAAUGGUUCAAAUCUGUCAAGAAAGAGAAACUUCAAACAAUCCCACGCGAACAAUGGGAUCUGUAUAUGGUGAAGUCUAGAAAUGAGCCUUGUACAAUGGGGCAUGUGGCGACAGCAGUUGCUAAUAUCAAACAAAUUCCAUUGAUCGAUCUAGUUGACCAAGUAUGGCAUACUUCUUGUCUUGUUUACGAAGAUUGA